AUGGUGCUUGUGCUCGCCGUGGGCGACACGUGGGUGCCGCAGCGGUCCAGCGGCGUCCCGGAGGUAUUUAGCAAAAUGUUCUCACCUGGCCGCAUUCACACAGUGUUGAUAACGGGCGGAGUCGGUAGCAAGGGGAUGUACGACUACUUGCGCACGAUUGCCCCCGAGGUGCACUGCGUGGAGAGCAGCGUCGACCGGCAGUGGGCAGAUCACAUGUCUGAAAGUGUCGUACUGACGGUGGAGAGCCUCAAGAUCGGGCUGGUUCGUGGUAACCAAGUACCUCUCGGGGACAAGGAGUCACUCGCAGCGAUACAGCGGGAACUGGAUGUGGACGUGCUGGUGUCAGGCUCUACGCACCAGCCUCAGUACUUCGAGUUUGAUUCCCACCUCUUUGUCAACCCAGGCUCUCUGAGUGGCGCAGAUACAGAGUGCGAGGUGAAUGUGGUGCCCUCGUUCAUGCUGCUGGACGUCCAGGACACAUCUGUGGUGACCUUCAUUUAUCAGUAUCAGCCGAGCGACGACAGCGACGGUGGUGGCACUGCUAGCGAGGGCUUGGAGACUGCUGGGAUGGUGCCGGGCCUCAGGAUCAAGAAGAAGGAGUGGGUGAAGGAGUGA
Molecule: messenger RNA, 615 nt
Organism: Leishmania braziliensis MHOM/BR/75/M2904
Lineage: Eukaryota; Euglenozoa; Kinetoplastea; Trypanosomatida; Trypanosomatidae
Product: vacuolar sorting-like protein
Exons: 1
Coding region: 1-615 (204 amino acids)
Biological process (GO): retrograde transport, endosome to Golgi; intracellular protein transport
Cellular component (GO): endosome; retromer complex
Source: RefSeq, a predicted model, not a curated record